Molecule: messenger RNA, 2553 nt
Organism: Orbicella faveolata
Lineage: Eukaryota; Metazoa; Cnidaria; Anthozoa; Scleractinia; Merulinidae
Product: DNA repair protein RAD50-like
Biological process (GO): double-strand break repair; chromosome organization involved in meiotic cell cycle; telomere maintenance via telomerase
Cellular component (GO): nucleus; Mre11 complex; condensed nuclear chromosome
Molecular function (GO): ATP hydrolysis activity; single-stranded telomeric DNA binding; G-quadruplex DNA binding
Source: RefSeq, a predicted model, not a curated record
UAAUACAAGCUACAUGUACUGUAAUCAUUACUUAAUAAAUGAAUUGAAACUCAAUUUGUAAAUAACCCUCUUGUUAUCAGAUACAUCAAAGCACUGGAAGCUAUUCGUAAAUUUAGACAAGAACAGGCCCAAACUGUGAAAGAGUAUUCCAUAGACUUGACCCACUUAAAGGCAAAGAAGGAAAAAGCAGAAGAGAUAGCCAAUGAAAUGAGAGAAACACAAGGAAAGGUUGAAGCAUCCAAAGACACAGUCAAGGAGCUGAAUAAACAACUUGAACCAGUAGAGCUGAGGUUAGCUGAGCUUGCAAGCAUUGCAGAUGAUGUGUUUCAGCUAGAGAAAAAAGUUGAGUCCUUGUCAACAGAAAAGAGGCAACUCUUAAAGGUGGAGGCAGAUCUCAAAGAAAAAAUCACAAAUCUCUUUGAUGGUUCUGUGGAGGAACUUCACCAGAUCUUUGAAGCGUUUCGAUCAAAAGUAAUGGAAAAGGAAAAAACCUUGAGAGAGAAUGAUCGCAAACUACAGACGCUGAACGAAGACCAGCAGAUACUGACUGCUGACCAGAAUCAGCUACUGUUGGAUCAUGGGAAACUUGAACAGAAGGCUCAGAGACACAAACAGAAUCUAAGUGAGAGAGACCAGUAUAUUACAGAUCUUGCUGAGAAGUAUGACUUCAGAGGUUAUGAGAAAGGCCCCUUUUCUGAGGAAAAAGUAGAUCGUUUUCUUGGAGAAAUGAAGAAAAAAUAUCAAACCGUUAUUGAUGACACAAAACGUCAAAGGCAAGUAUUUGACGAGAGCCUGAGCAAGGUACAGAAGAAACUUGACGAUAUGAAGAAAAUAUCAGAGGCUCUUAUAGGUUACAGAGGUUCAGUACAGUUUCCUUUUAACUUGCAGGAGAGAGAGCUGGAAGGUGCUCAGGAAAGUGGCAAUGUCAAUGUGUUAGGCAAGGAGAUUGAUAAACUGCAAACUGACAAGCGUGAAGUGGAUAAUGAACUACGUCGGCUAAGAGAAGAACAGCAAGCGAAGCACAUGCAGUCCACAACUCAAGCUAAACUGGACAUGCUGGCCAAAGACAAGAGCAACAAAGAGGAUGCUAUCCAGAAAAUUAUGGACCGUCAUGAAGAAGAUCUGAAAUCCACGCUGGGCGCACGUGGUACGUCAGAGAGCCUGCACACGAGAUUACAAGAACAUGUGAGUCUCAAACAAAGAGAACUGAAGGAAAUGAGAAACAAUCUACAGAAACAGAAACAACUACUGUCCUCCAAACAAAUGCGAAAAAAGAUGAUCACAGAGAACUUAAAAGAAAAGGAGAAUGAGGCACGGCAGCACAAAAGGCAGAUAUCUGAGGCGUGUGGGGAGAAUGACUAUAACACCACAAGGGAAAUCAUUAGCAACAACAUCGCCUCUCUACAAGAUGAACGAGGUAUUAUUGGCUCAUUGGAGAAAAUCUAUUCCAAGUAUGUUUCUAAACUGGAGAGUGAAGAUGUGCACACGAGUGGCUGUCCUCUGUGUUAUCGAACGUUUGAGAACAACAGGCAGAUUGGUGCUCUUGUCGCUGAGCUGAGGACUAAGAUUCGAACUCUGCCCGAUAAAAGAGUAUCAAACGAGAGAAAUCUUUCCAAUGAACAAAAACGCUAUGACCGCAUUCUUGAACUGGCCCCAGCCAAAGAAACUUUGGAAUCUCUCGAGAACAAUGAAAUUCCUGACGUUAAAAUCACACUGGAAGAGACAGAAAGAGAAGUGCAAAGAAUUGAAGAGGAAAUUACUGAGCUUGAAGACCUUCAAAGCAUAACUGAAAGUGAAGAACAGAGUGCCCGACAAAUGGAACCAGACAUCCGCAUGUUGGACAAGUACAAGACAGAGCUGAAGGAAAUGGACAGGAAUAUAUCUUUGCUGCAGUCCAAGCUACAUGGAGUUGCUCCUGGUCGCACCAUGCAGUCGGUGUCUAACGAAAUCGCGGACAGACAAGAUCGAUCGGACACUCUUAACAACAACGUUGACAGAAAAAGAUCACAGCUGAGCCAACUACAACGGCAAAUUAGUGAGCUGGAAAGUAACGUACAUGAUCUCAAGUCACAGAAGCUACGCCUAAAAGCUCAGUUACAGACGAGAACACACUUAGAGCAACAGAAAGCUGAACUCACCGCAAACAACAGUGCCUUUACAAGAGAGAUUAAGGAAGCAGAGACUGAACUAACUCCUAUUGCUGCAAGACUUGAAGAGCUCCAGGCUGAAAAACAGGGCGUUGUCAGUCAGAAGGAAGCUGCGGACGAUGGGAAUCGCAAGUUGCUUAACGAAAUAAGGACGAGCGGAGACAAAGUGCAUGAAAAAACCGCUGACAUAAGACGGUACGUGAAUCAAGGAGGCAACACAGCUUUACAAGACAAUGAAUCUCGCUUAAAAGAACUGAAGGAACGAGCAGAGAAACUGAACAUGAAUAAAGAAGCUGUUUCCAGUGAAAUUGAUAAAUUGAAGAAUGAUAUCUCUAAACAGCAGAUACGCGCUCGUGAACUAGAGGACAACAUACAGCUAAAGAGUACUCAAGAAGAAAUCNAAUAA